Caenorhabditis sp. 36 PRJEB53466 is the source of this 877-nucleotide messenger RNA. NCBI's taxonomy places the organism in Eukaryota, Metazoa, Nematoda, Chromadorea, Rhabditida, Rhabditidae. The record is from the annotation of a GenBank genome assembly.
AUGACGAUGAGAAUCGGCGCCUGGGAGUUCACAAUUUGCCACGUGGCACUUGUGGCUGGCAUCUUUGCGAUUUCGUUGGUAAGUUGGUGAUUGCCUUUGAAAAUGCUCCAAAUGGCCCCGUAUUCAGAUGACGACGUUCGUGCUCAAGUGCAUUUCGAUGGGCGUGUUCACGAUUCGGCCGACGAGUCCGACACUCUUCCACCGCAAAGAGCCGACAAAGUUCCGUCAAUUCGAGCGAAUCGCCGGCCUCUCCUCGAUCCGUCACCCCAAUUUCACCGUCUUCUGCUCGCCGGCCAAUUGUGAAUCUGUGCCCGGCUCCUCCGUCCGCCACCAGGACCGUCGGGCCGUCGAAUCGGUGCUCCGACACUUGCUCAAUGAGCCCGUCGUGCUGCCCGACACCGCCGUCGCCGUCAGCAUCCCGGCGCUUUUCUCGACGUGCGGCCGCGAGUUCCACCAGUUCCACUGCAAACCGCCCGUUCCCGAGUGGACGUCCGCCACGAUCACCUCCGAGAAUCGGUACUCGUUCCGAAUGUUCGCCGGCCAGAUCCAGGCCACGUACCACAACGACCGGAGGUCUCACUUUCUGGCCGGAAUCUGCGUCUACCUACGGAUCCCCGGCGCUCCGUGGCAUUUCCGCGGCCUCUCCGCUCCCUUCAUAAUAGAGUUGCUACGCGGCGGAAGUGUGCGGAAGAUGGCGCCGAUGCGCGCGAGCCGAAUGAACUGCGGCGGACCUCCCGCCACCCAUUUCAUUGUCGAUUUGUCGGAUUCCGAUUCCGCGCAAGAAGACGAUCCACCGCCUCCGCCCUACUUUACUCUAAUCGAUAAUGAUCCACCUCCUCCCAACUAUUUCUCGCUUUUCACCUCAACAUUUCGAUAG